Messenger RNA from Caenorhabditis briggsae, 423 nucleotides. The record is from RefSeq and is a predicted model, not a curated record. Bases 1 to 423 code for a protein of 140 amino acids. The transcript is spliced from 3 exons. Lineage: Eukaryota; Metazoa; Nematoda; Chromadorea; Rhabditida; Rhabditidae.
AUGAAGAUUCGGAAGUUAAAAAGCGCUGAACAAAAAAAAGCAUACGAAAAUAAAGUUGAUGUUAUGAAAUCAGGACCCAGGGACCCAGGGACCCAGGGACCCAGGGACCCAGGGACCCAGGGACCCAGGGACCCAGGGACCCAGGGACCCAGGGACCCAUGGACCCAGGGACCCAGGGACCCAGGGACCCAGGGACCCAUGGACCCAGGGACCCAGGGACCCAGGGACCCAGGGACCCAGGGACCCAGGGACCCAGGGACCCAGGGACCCAGGGACCCAGGGACCCAGGGACCCAGGGACCCAGGGACCCAGGGACCCAGGAACCCAGGGAACCAGGGACCCAGGGACCCAGGGACCCAGGGACCCCGGUUCACCUCCUAUGGAGCCCAGGGAAGUACUUUCCCAGAGGUCAAUGGUUUCUAA